AUGAAGCCCAAAGUAAAUGCUGUAGCUAGAGUAAAUGCUGUAGCUAGUGUAAAUGCUGUAGCUAGUGUAAAUGCUGUAGCUAGUGUAAAUGCUGUAGCUAGUGUAAAUGUUGGAGCUAGUGUAAAUGUUGGAGCUAGUGUAAAUGUUGGAGCUAGUGUAAAUGCUGGAGCUAGUGUAAAUGUUGGAGCUAGUGUAAAUGCUGGAGCUAGUGUAAAUGCUGGAGCUAGUGUAAAUGCUGGAGCUAGUGUAAAUGUUGGAGCUAGUGUAAAUGCUGGAGCUAGUGUAAAUGUUGGAGCUAGUGUAAAUGUUGGAGCUAGUGUAAAUGUUGGAGCUAGUGUAAAUGUUGGAGCUAGUGUAAAUGUUGGAGCUAGUGUAAAUGCUGGAGCUAGUGUAAAUGUUGGAGCUAGUGUAAAUGUUGGAGCUAGUGUAAAUGUUGGAGCUAGUGUAAAUGUUGGAGCUAGUGUAAAUGCUGGAGCUAGUGUAAAUGUUGGAGCUAGUGUAAAUGCUGGAGCUAGUGUAAAUGUUGGGACUGGUGUAAACAGCCAAUAA
Molecule: messenger RNA, 549 nt
Organism: Procambarus clarkii (red swamp crayfish)
Lineage: Eukaryota; Metazoa; Arthropoda; Malacostraca; Decapoda; Cambaridae
Source: RefSeq, a predicted model, not a curated record